This is a messenger RNA of Salvia splendens (bonfire salvia), 1263 nucleotides long. Its product is annotated as dnaJ homolog subfamily C member 1. The record is from RefSeq and is a predicted model, not a curated record. Bases 205 to 1041 code for a protein of 278 amino acids. NCBI's taxonomy places the organism in Eukaryota, Viridiplantae, Streptophyta, Magnoliopsida, Lamiales, Lamiaceae. The transcript is spliced from 5 exons.
GUAUAGAUUCCAAUUGUGAUUCACAUGAACUCAGAGAACGAUUCAGAUUUUACAUCAAAACAUCAGCCAAUCUAAUUUUUCCAAAUCAGGACUUCUUCGUCAAUUUGCCUUCACCAAUUUCUCAAUUCAUUUCUAGAAUUCCGUCGAAAAUCAUAGCUAAAAACGUGAUAAACCGACUAAAUCAGGUGGUGUUAGCUAGAGACGAUGAGCAAUCUGAGGGCUAUAUGCAGGCCCCACGCCGUGUUCGCUUCCAUGGCGUGUUGCUACAGAUCGAUGGGAAGGGUUUCAUCGCUUGAAAAGCACAGCCGCAGCUUGGGACGGCCGCCGCCGCCGCCGCCACCGCCGCGUUAUAUCGCGGUUUGGUUCGAUAGCUUGGGGGAACAGAGACCGUAUGAACCGCGGGUGAGGCAGAAUCGGCAGAGGAGAAUGGUUGCUACCAAGGCUUCCAAUUGGACUGAUUCCAAAUCUCCCUAUGAAACCCUUGAAUUGGAGAAGGAUGCAAAUGAAGAGCAGAUUAAGGUGGCAUAUAGACGAUUGGCUAAGUUCUAUCACCCUGAUGUUUACAAUGGGAGAGGAACCUUAGAAGAAGAUGAAACAGCAGAGACUCGGUUCAUUAAGAUUCAGGCUGCAUAUGAGCUUCUUAUAGAUGAGGAGAAACGGAGACAAUAUGACACAGACAAUCGUGUGAAUCCAAUGAAGGCAUCUGAAGCAUGGAUUGAAUGGAUUCUGAAGAAGCGAAAAGCAUUCGACCAAAGAGGUGAUAUGGCAAUUGCAGCAUGGGCCGAACAACAGCAACUUGAACUCCAUCUCCGCGUACGCCGUCUUGCUCGUUCAAAGAUUGAUCCAGAAGAAGAAAGGAAGAUACUGGUGAGAGAGAAGAAGGCUUCAAUAGAGCAGUUCAACAACACUUUAAGAAGACACACACUCAUCCUGAAAAAAAGGGAUCUCAAUCGCAGGAAGGCCGAAGAAGAAAAGAAGAGGAUAAUCGGACAGCUUCUAGCAGAAGAGGGCCUUGAACUUGACAAUGAUGAAGAUAAGUAAUCCUACCUAGUUAUUCUUAACUUGCAUUUACCUAGAUAUACGUAUGUUUAGACGAUGAAGCACAACUUAGUUUGUAAGACGCUUCCCUCCAGCCAUGAGGUAAAUGAGGAACCAUUAUUGAUCAUCUUUACCAAAAAGAUGCAUGUAUAUGAUUUACUGUUCAAAGCUAUGUAACAUACUUGUAUAUUUAAAUCAAAACAUAUGUAUAUGAUUUACUGUUUA